AUGAAUAAGUGGAAGAAGCCUUCAGGUGAUCAGGCAGGAGGCCUUGAAAAGUUCAGCCCUGAUGUUCUUGCUGAUGUUUCUGAACUCUUUGCCAAGAAAUUUUCCUAUGGGAAACCACCUAAUAAUGAGUGGCAGUUACCAGAUUCUAAUGAUGUUUUCACCUAUGAUCACACAGAAUUCAAUUCACUUCUUGUUCUGAAGAAUUCCAUGAAUGAAGUAAAAAACUUACUGAGUGAUAAAAACCUAGAUGAUUGGCAUCAGCACACUUCUUUCACCAAUAAAGCUGGAAAAAUCAUUCCUCAUGUGAAAAAGAUUGUAAAUGCAGAACUUUGUACCCAGGCUUGGUGUAAAUUCCAUGAGGUAUUAUGUAGCUUCCCACUUAUUCCCCAAGAAGCUUUUCAGAAUGGAGAACUAAACUCAGUUCACCUUUGUGAAGCUCCUGGUGCUUUUAUAGCCAGUCUUAACCACUAUUUAAGAUCCCAUAAUAUACCCUGUGAUUGGAACUGGGUAGCUAACACCCUGAAUCCUUACCAUGAAGCAAAUGACAACCUUAUGAUGAUUAUGGAUGACCGACUUAUUGCAAAUACCUUGCCAUGGUGGUACUUUGGACCAGAUAACACUGGUGAUAUCAUGACACUGAAACAUCUGACUGGACUUCAGCAUUUCAUAAGCAACAUGUCUACUGUUCAUUUGGUCACUGCAGAUGGGAGUUUUGAUUGUCAAGGUAAUCCAGGGGAACAAGAAGCUUUGGUCUCCCCUUUGCAUUACUGUGAAGUAGUCACUGCACUGAUGACUCUGGGUAAUGGUGGCUCUUUUGUUUUGAAGAUGUUCACUCUUUUUGAACAUUGCUCCAUCAACUUGAUGUACCUGCUGAAUUGUUCCUUUGAGGAGAUUCAUGUUUUCAAACCUGCUACUAGCAAAGCUGGGAACUCAGAAGUCUAUGUGGUUUGUCUUUAUUAUCUGGGUAGAGAGGCCAUCCAUCCUCUGUUGACUAAAAUGAUGCAACAUUUUGGAACUGAAAUGAUCAAUAAAGCUCUUUUCCCCCAACAUAUGAUUCCAGAAUCUUUUCUCAAAAGGCAUGAAGAAUGCUGUCUCUUCUUUCACAAGUAUCAGUUGGAAACUAUUUCUGAAAACAUUCGGCUGUUUGAGUGCAUUAGUGAAGUGGAACAAACUAAGCUGAAUAAUUUAAGGGACUGUGCUGUGGAAUAUUUCAUGCAAAAGUUCCAAAUGAAGCGCCUUUCCAGAAAUAAUUGGUUAGUAAAGAAAUCCAGUAUUGGGUGUAGUAUGAAUUCAAAAUGGUUUGGACAAAGAAACAGAUAUUUCAAAACUUACAAUGAAAGGAAGAUGCUAGAAGCACUUUCAUGGGAAGAUAAGAUGACCAACGGAUACUUCAAUCAUUGGGCCGAAGAGCAUGCUAUAAAUAAUGCUGGAAAAAAUACCAUUCUAGAAAGUGUUUGUGCUAAUCUUGAGUAUCACCUGUGGUAUAUCUUAGAGGGAAUGAAAUUGCCAAAAGUCAAGUGCUCUCCUUUCUGUGAUGGUGGGAUUUUAAAGACUCUAAAUGAAGCCAUUGAAAAGUCCUUUGGGGGCACACUGACCUCGAGUUCUACAUUGAGACAAAAGCCACUGCAUUGCUAUUCUUGCCACAUUCUUUCUGAAGAGCUAAUAUUUUCUGAGAUGUUGAGCCUUGCUGAGUGCUAUCAAGAUGAGUCAGCAGAAGGACGGAGCAACAAGAGCAAGUGUCUGCUAGUGGGUUUGCUGCCUCCUGAUGAUAAAAUCUAUCACUCUAUGGAAGUGAGUCUUUUGGAAUCUGCUGAUCUCAUGACUUUCUGCUGUUCAUUGCUUCAUGAUGGAGAACCAGAGUAUCAGCAAAUGUUUCUGGACUGCUUUCUGCGUUCCUUGCCUCGCCUUCAGACAGGGGAUGCUUUGAUUUUGCCUGUGCUCUCCUGCUUUACAAGAUUCAUGGCCGGCAUGGUCUUUGUUCUGCAUAGUUGCUUCAGGUUUAUCACAUUUUCUUGUCCAAUUUCUUCAGAGCCUCUGAGCACCUGUGCAGUCCUGCUAUGUGUUGGUUAUCGAGAUCUCCCAUCUCCUGUGCUCCAGUACUUACAGAAUCUGAAGGAAUUAAUGAGUACAUUGCUCGACUCUGAUGCUUCUCAUCAGGUUUUGCAGUUUGUGCCCAUGGAAGUUGUCCUUAAUGGGAUGCUUCUAGAGUUUUUAUGGGAUUUAAACACUACCAUUGCAAAAAGGCAGUUGCAUUUGAUCAUUCAAGGAGAGCAGCAGCAGAAGUCCACAUUGUAA
Molecule: messenger RNA, 2295 nt
Organism: Gracilinanus agilis (Agile Gracile Mouse Opossum)
Lineage: Eukaryota; Metazoa; Chordata; Mammalia; Didelphimorphia; Didelphidae
Gene: CMTR2
Product: cap methyltransferase 2
Exons: 1
Coding region: 1-2295 (764 amino acids)
Biological process (GO): 7-methylguanosine mRNA capping
Cellular component (GO): nucleus; cytoplasm
Molecular function (GO): methyltransferase cap1 activity
Source: RefSeq, a predicted model, not a curated record